UCAGAGCAGAGCUUUGAUUGUAACGAAUUUCAUCUACUGUGAGUGUAGUAUGGAGACUGGCAGCUGAGAAGUGGGGGCUUGGUGGGAUGUCUGGCCUGUGCUGAGGUACGUUUGUCCAGGGAUUCCGUCACUGGAGCAAGAUCCAUCCAUACAUUUAUUUACAGGCAUUCCCACCAUGGAUUGCCAAGAAAAUGAGUACUGGGACCAAUGGGGACGGUGUGUCGCUUGCCAACUCUGUGGGCCUGGACAAGAGCUCUCCAAGGAUUGUGGUUAUGGAGAAGGUGGAGAUGCAUACUGCGCAGCCUGCCCUCCCCGCAGAUAUAAAAGCAGCUGGGGCCACCAUAGAUGUCAUACUUGCAUCACCUGUGCUGUCAUCAAUCGUAUCCAGAAGGAGAACUGUACAGCUACCUCUAAUGCCGUCUGUGGGGACUGUCUGCCCAGGUUCUACCAAAAGACACGUAUUGGAGGCCUGCAGGAUCAAGAGUGUAUCCCAUGCACGAAGCAGACCCCCACCUCUGAGGUUCAGUGUGCCUUCCAGUUGAGCUUAGUGAAGGCAGAUGUACCCACAGUAUCCCCUCAGGAGGUCACACUUGUUGCACUGGUGAGCAGUCUGCUCAUGGUGUUUACCCUGGCCUUCCUGGGGCUCUUCUUCCUCUACUGCAAGCAGUUCUUCAACAGAAAUUGCCAGCGUGUUUCAGGAGGUUCGCUGCAGUAUGAGGCUGACGAGGCAGCGGAAGAGGAAUCUCUCUUCCCCAUGCCACCUGGCCAGGAGACCAGUCCUGAGUCCCCACUGAGUGAAAGCAUCUUUGAGACCCAGGCACUUAACCCCAUCCUGGAUGACGACUGCAGCUCGACUCGUGGCUUCCCCACACAGGAGUCUUUUACCUUGGCUUCCUGUGCCUCAGAGAGCCACUCCCACUGGGUCCACACUCCCAUCGAAUGUACAGAGCUGGACCUGCGAAAGAUUUCCAGUUCUGCUUCCUAUACUGGAGCUGAGACCUUGAGGGGGAACACAGCUGAACACUCUGGAGACAGACUGGAGCUCACUGUACCCUUUGAAGUACCCAGCCUUUCACUCUACUGAGGUGAGCUGGAAAGGUAGGGUAGAAAGACCAGAAAUUGGGGACCACCCCCAAAAGGAAUUAUCCCUUGGAGUACUGUUGUUCAGUAUGGCUAGUGUCAGAGGAACAGCAAGCUAGGAACACUGGUGGAUGGAGGGACAACUGUGAUAAUGUUAAUCUUUUAAGCCAGUCAGUCAUACAUCAUACAUCUGGGCCUACAGCUGUCAAGGAACUGGCCAGGUUGACAUGACACCAGUUUUUCUAUCCUGGCCUUUUGCAAUCUCUCUCAGAGCCCCACUGUCUAAUAGUUAUAUUCAGUUAUCUCCCAUCAUGUAUUCAAGCACCAAGGUACAGUGGGAAAAUAUACAAACCUUGGCAUCUGGAAGCCUUAUAUUUCAAAUCUACCUCCAUUCCUUAAUAUUUGUGUGAAGCUUGUGUAAAUCCCUUCACCUCUCUGAGUCUCAGGUCCUUAAUCUGUGAAAAGUAGGAAAUACUAUUCACCUUAUAUUGUGAGAGUUGAAUGAGAAAUGCAUGUGCAAGUGCCUUUUAUAGUGUCUAAUGCAUUAGAGGUGUUUAAACCAUGUUAGUUUGUCUUUGCCCCCAGUCACAAUUUAUAUUGGGUUGGCCAAAAAGUUUGUUCGGGUUUUUCCAUAACGUCUUAUGGGAAAACCCAAAUGAACUUUUUGACCAACCCAAUACAUCCAUACAUAUACACUACACUCAUCUGGUCUUCAUAACAUACCUUUAUGAUAAGAAGGUUACACUUUAUAGAGGCAGGAACUGAGACACAGAGAGGGAAAGUGAUUUGCUUAAAGUCACAGAGCAUUUCAGUGGCAGAACUGGGUUAGAGCACAGGUUUUGGAGCUCCAUGUAAGUAACAAGGGGCAGUAUGAAGCAUGAGGGUGGAUUCCUAUUUUUCAACUAACCAAUUACUUUCACCACCCAUUUCCAUAUUUCUCCAGCUAUGAUAUUGUCCAGGUCCCCCAAUGACUCCCGCUCCCUAUAUCUUACCUAAGAAAAUAUAAACAAUAUGUAGGUGAAAGCCAAGACUCCUAUUAAACCAGUCAUCCUAGAUACCUUCAAGGUCAUCUAGGCCAACCUCUCUUCCAACUCCUCCAAUCCAUUCUUGAGUCCCUUUUAUAAUAUCCCCAAGAAGUGUUUGUGUCAUCCUUGCUCACAUACUUACAGUAUCAGAGAGCUCACUACUGCCCAACAUGUAUUGCAGCUAUGACUGGUGGAUUUGAGCUCAAUGUAAAGAAAACCUUUCUGUCUUCUUAUAGUAACCACCCUUGGGUCCUGCUCUGCUCCUCAGGCCACACAGACCUCAUCUGCUUCCUGUGUCUUGUGAUAGCCCUGAAGAAGUCUAAAGAUAGCAUCUCCUCUCUGGAAAGUACCACUUUGGGUUCCGUUAAAGUAUGGGGGGCUUAAAACUGAACCCAGUUUCAUGAGGAAUUGUCUCACCAACAUAGAGUAGGGUAGAACUGUCAUCAUGUCCACCCCACACAAGUGAUGUUUUUCUGCUAUUAUACCUUAACCACUGGCCUAAAACCAUUUUUUGAGGGAUGGGAAGAGGAAGGAGCUAGUGAGAUUGCCCCAUAGGUUUCUAACUUGCUCUGCUCCCUCCCUAGGUCUCUUGGGCUCCUGGCAGCCCAGUCGUUCUCCCUGGACUCUCCUGCCUUGUUCCUAUACCACAACAGCAGCAGGGGCAUAGGAUGUGGUAUCCACAACAGCCUGUACUCUACAGACGGGGCACAUCCUAUCCCAU
Messenger RNA from Aethalodelphis obliquidens (Pacific white-sided dolphin), 2826 nucleotides. It is a transcript of the gene EDA2R, whose product is annotated as ectodysplasin A2 receptor. Gene Ontology annotation, cellular component: plasma membrane. NCBI's taxonomy places the organism in Eukaryota, Metazoa, Chordata, Mammalia, Artiodactyla, Delphinidae. Bases 176 to 1084 code for a protein of 302 amino acids. Gene Ontology annotation, biological process: tumor necrosis factor-mediated signaling pathway; positive regulation of JNK cascade; positive regulation of canonical NF-kappaB signal transduction. Gene Ontology annotation, molecular function: tumor necrosis factor receptor activity; protein binding. The transcript is spliced from 6 exons. The record is from RefSeq and is a predicted model, not a curated record.